Sphaerulina musiva SO2202 is the source of this 837-nucleotide messenger RNA. RefSeq lists its product as uncharacterized. The record is from RefSeq and is a predicted model, not a curated record. Gene Ontology annotation, cellular component: intracellular membrane-bounded organelle. The coding region runs from base 113 to 640 and encodes 175 amino acids. The transcript is spliced from 3 exons. Lineage: Eukaryota; Fungi; Ascomycota; Dothideomycetes; Mycosphaerellales; Mycosphaerellaceae. Gene Ontology annotation, biological process: vesicle-mediated transport.
AGACGACCGCGUCAUCUACGUCGUUGCUGACGACUUGCAAUUAUCACUCCUCUUCCAUCAUCAUCAUCAUCAUCACCACCAACAUCACUACCAACACCAAUACUGCGAAGAAAUGGAAGCUGUGAAUCUAUUUCCCCGGCAGACGACCAACAACAACACCAACAAUGACGAUGAUCUCGGCGACGAUUGUUUCGUCAAUUCCUUCGGCCAAGUGCGAUGCUACGAUAGCACAUGGGACAGUUGGGCGCGAUGGCUCGUCCUAGGACUCGUCAUUCUCGCCGGUCUUUUGCUUUUCUUCUCCUUCAGCUGCAUCACCGCGCGCCGCCGGAGAAAGAUGGGGUACCAGCCUUACAGGGGCACGGGCUGGGCUCUAGGACGAACACCUCCAGGACAUGCACCCGCUCAAUACAACCAGCAGCAGCCCUACUAUCAAAAUGCACAGCCCUACUACAACAACAGCAACAAUCCGCCGCCAGCCUAUACACCCCCGCCGAACCAGGGAUACUACGGAGGACCACAGGCUGCUCCGUAUGGGAACAAUGAUGUGGAAUUGCAACAGCCGCAGAGCACCUAUGGGGGAUAUAGAGGUCAAGAGGCAGGGGUGUAUGAGCCACCCAAGGGUCCUCCACCGGCGAAAUAGAGAUGGGCCGCUUACUUGACUAUGGUGUUAAUGGAGGGGAAGGAGUACUGGCGAGGGCAGACUGGGACAGGAUAAGACACCCCUUGUGUAGCAUUGGAUUUUUCACUUUUCGCGAGGAAAGGAACAUACUUCUUCAUCGAAGGUGCGGCGAAUAUCUGAUCUGCUUCCAGCGUAUGAAAACGUGGCAUACUCGUACC